Messenger RNA from Rotaria socialis, 495 nucleotides. The record is from the annotation of a GenBank genome assembly. Lineage: Eukaryota; Metazoa; Rotifera; Eurotatoria; Philodinida; Philodinidae.
AUGCUAUGGCAUCAAGGUUUUAUUUUAAAACUGUAUCAACUCAAUUGUACGUAUGCUUAUUUAUUUUGGAUUAGUAAUUAUUUUAAAGAUCGUACAAUUACUCUUGACUAUCAAGGACAUGUUUCAGAACAAGUUAAAGUAAAUCGUGGACCUCCACAAGGUUCGUGCUUCGAACCUAAAGCUUAUAUUGUAAACCAUUUCGAUUUACCAUCUAUUUUUGAUUGUCCAAGUGAAGUUCAUCUAUAUGUUGAUGAUUUAGCUAUUUUAUAUUCUCCAUCAAUCUAUCUCAAAUAUGCACCGCAAGCAAAUGAAAUUGAAACAAGAAUUAGCACCGAUCUUCUGAAGCUAGCUAACUAUGUUGAAUCAAAUCAUCAACCCGUUAAUAACAAGAAAACAGAAUUUGUCAUUUAUCACAGCAGUUCAAAUUCGAAUUAUCUACCAAGGACAAUCUAUUCAGCGACAAAAUUGUUUCACAUAUUUAGGCUUUCAUGUUGA